Molecule: messenger RNA, 830 nt
Organism: Triticum dicoccoides
Lineage: Eukaryota; Viridiplantae; Streptophyta; Magnoliopsida; Poales; Poaceae
Product: NAC domain containing protein 52-like
Exons: 3
Coding region: 165-830 (221 amino acids)
Biological process (GO): regulation of DNA-templated transcription
Molecular function (GO): DNA binding
Source: RefSeq, a predicted model, not a curated record
CACGCCGGUCUCUCUGCAUGCGGAGAUCACGAUGCACUACGUACAAUGCCACGUAGAGGAAGAAGAGAUAGCAGCUCUGCUCUCAUCCAUUCCAUACCCGUUGCUACGUUGCGUGCUCACAUCUUCACUUGUUUUCCCGAAGGAGAAGGAGGCAGGCAGCCGCCAUGCCGUGCGUUACAGUACGGGCGGCCACGGCGGAGAUGGACCGCGCCUUCUCUCAUCUCCGCCCGGGCUUUAGGUUUCAUCCCACGGAUCAGGAGCUCGUCCGCUUCUUCCUCCGGCGCAAGAUCCUCCUGGGCCACGGCGGCUUCAUCCCCGAGGUGGACCUCUACAAGUUCGAGCCCCAGGACGUACCAGGUACAAUUCUAUUCUCUCCGGUCCGGCGGACACCUGUUUCAAAUCACACACAUUAUUCAUGCAUUUCAUUCUCACCGAGCACAGGCGACCCUGGGGCCAAAGUUGAGUGGUACUUGUUCACGCCGAGGGGACGGAAGUACCCAACCGGGCUUCGCAUGGAACGGGCGACGCCCAGAGGGUUUUGGAAGUCCACCGGGAAGGACCGCCCCGUCAUGCACAACGGCAUCGUCGUCGGUAUGAAGAAGACGCUUGUGUUCCACAAUGGCAAAGCACCUUGCGGCACACGGACCGACUGGGUCAUGCACGAGUACCGUCUCCACGGCCACCACAUCCAGGACACAUACGCGUUGUGUCGGGUCUUCAACAAGAACAUGGCGUCCCCGUCGACGAAUGCGUCCGGUGAUGCCGACACAUAUGAGGAUCUAACGCAAUUCGUGCCCGGUGUCAUCGACAUAGUUCAUCUUGGGCGAUGA